Molecule: messenger RNA, 3558 nt
Organism: Corythoichthys intestinalis (scribbled pipefish)
Lineage: Eukaryota; Metazoa; Chordata; Actinopteri; Syngnathiformes; Syngnathidae
Exons: 2
Coding region: 1-3558 (1185 amino acids)
Molecular function (GO): nucleic acid binding; zinc ion binding
Source: RefSeq, a predicted model, not a curated record
AUGGCGACGGCGUUCGGUAAAGGUGAAGACCUUGCCUUUGAUGAAAGUGAAGAAUGCUUUGAGGCCUAUUUGGAAAGGCUAGAACAGUUCUUCGUGGCAAAUGACUUGAAAAUAGACGAUGGCCGAGCACGAGCAGUGUUUUUGACCGUGGUGGGAAAAAAGAACCACACGCUGCUAAUGGACUUGUGCGCACCGUCGAAACCAGCAGAAAAGAAAUUACAAGAGCUAAUUGAGCUCAUGCGAACGCAUUUUGUGCCGAAGACAAACUUUAUCGCAGAAAGAUACAAGUUUAAUACAAGAAACCAGCGAGAAGAUGAAUCCAUAAGUGAGUACAUGGCAAAGCUAAGAAAGUUGGCUGCCACAUGUAAAUUUGGGACAUUUCUGGAUGACGCUCUCCGAGAUAGAUUUGUGUGUGGAGUGAAGAGUGCGGAGCUACGUGACCGUUUGCUGAAUUCAUCUCACACUAAAGACUUAAGCCUUGCAGCAGCAUAUGAUAUGGGACUGGCUUAUGAGGUAGCGAAACAAAAUGCCCAGCAGUGGUCCCAGAAAUCAUACAAAGCAAAUGCUAUCUCCAGGACGAGCCCUGUGAAGAAAGAUGAGCGCGGAAAACCGUGCUACCGAUGUGCAGGACAAGGACACUUGCCAUCUGAGUGCAGGUUUAAAGAUGUUGACUGCAGGCUGUGUAAGAAGAAAGGGCACAUCGCUAAAGCAUGCAGGUCCCAAAAUCAAGAAAAAAAGGACAAGCCAACAAAGUGGACAAAACACAUGGAUGCCAGGAUGCAGCUGAGGAACAGCAAGGAACACGAUGAAGUGGACAAGUCCUGGACCAAGCAGACCAGACCACCGGAGGAGCAGCCAGCCCAAGUCAAGACUUCAGAGAAGGAGCGUCCCAUCAAACCAGCUGACUCGCAGCCUCAAGCCCUGAAGGAGACGGCCGAGCCCAAAUCAGGAUUUGUUGAGGAGUACCGGGCAGGUAACAUCAGCGAUGUAGAACUUUUCUCAGUAAAAGCUGAUGGUGAGGACAUUGACUCUGAAAGUGACACUGUAAAACCUUAUUAUGUGUACCUAAGGGUGAAUGAUAAAAGGUUAAAAAUGGAGGUAGAUACAGGGGCAGCUGUUUCGGUGAUUUCAGAAAGUCUGUAUAAACGCAGGUUCAGAAAGCAGAAAUUAAUGCCAUCAAACUGUAUUCUGAGAACAUACAGUAAGCAAUCGCUGAGUCUAAAAGGGAGUAUUUCUGUGACAGUUAAAUGCAAUAAGAUCACAUGCGUACUUCCCUUACUCGUGGUCGAAGGUAAUGGUCCAGCGUUAUUGGGAAGAGACUGGAUAAAAAUGUUAAAAUUGGACUGGUCAUGUGUAAACCGGGUGGCACCCCAGAGUUUUGAAGAACUUUGUGAUAAAUACCCAGAAGUGUUUGAGCCCAGCUUGGGUAAAGUGAAAGGAAUCAAAGCAAAAUUACACGUGUUGCCAGGUGCGAUUCCAAAGUUUUGUAAAUCACGCCCAGUGCCUUAUGCUCUCAGAGAAGCGGUAGAAGUGCAACUGGGAAAAAUGGAAGCUGAUGGAGUUAUUACACCUGUCAGUUAUAGUGAAUGGGCGGCACCUACUGUAAAUAUUCCAAAAAUGGAUCAGACAGUCAGGAUUUGUGGGGAUUAUAAAGUGUCUAUCAACCCAUGGCUUGAAGUAGACCAAUAUCCCAUUCCCAAACCAAGGGAUUUAUUCACAAAACUUGCAGGAGGUGAGCGAUUUACUAAACUUGACCUAUCACAAGCGUACCAGCAGGUGGAGCUGGAAGAUAGUUCCAAACAGUAUUUAACCAUAAACACUCAUAAGGGACUAUAUCAAGUGAACAGACUUCCAUAUGGUGUUGCUAGUACUCCUGCCAUAUUUCAAAAAUUAAUGGAUCAAGUGCUACAAGGCAUGGAUGGUGUCAUUUGUUAUUUAGAUGAUAUUCUGAUUACUGGAAAGGACAAUGACACACAUUUGAUACAUUUGGAGGAGGUUUUAAAAAGGUUAAAAAACCACAACCUAAAGGUAAAAAGGGAGAAAUGUGCUUUCUUUCAGCACAGUGUGUCUUAUUUAGGACAUGUGAUUGAUGCGGAGGGUAUACACCCAAUCCAAGAGAAAUGUGAGGCGAUAGCGAACGUAGCCAUGCCCACUAAUACAACUGAACUAAAGUCAUUCUUGUCAUUGUUGAGUUAUUAUGGCAAGUUUAUUCCUAACUUAUCAACCAUAAUCUCACCAAUGACAGGAUUACUACAGAAAGAUGUCAAAUGGGUGUGGUCAGAAUCCUGUCAAAAAGCAUUUGAAACUGCUAAAAAGCAGUUGCUCUCAAGCAAAGUGCUUGUGCAUUAUAACCCAGACCUGCCACUCAUACUUGCCUGUGAUGCAUCCCCUGUAGGGAUAGGUGCAGUGAUUUCACACAAAAUGACAGAUGGUAGUGAAAAACCAAUCAUUUUUGCUUCUCGUAUGUUAACCAAAGCAGAGAAAAACUACUCACAAAUUGAAAAGGAAGCAUUAGGCUUGAUUUUUGGAGUGAUCAAAUUUCAUGAGUAUCUUUUUGGUCAUAUGUUUACUUUGGUAACAGAUCACAAACCCCUACUGAAGAUUUUAGGUCCGAAAACGGGAGUACCUCCUUUAGCCGCAGCUAGGAUGCAGAGGUGGGCUCUCAUAUUGGCCGCUUAUACUUAUGAGAUACAGUACAAACCUUCAGGACAACAUGGAAAUGUAGAUGCUCUAUCUCGAUUGCCAAUUGCAGACAAGAGCUUUCCAGAGUCAAAUCCGAUUUUCAGAAAUAUGUAUGCAUACCCCGUUUUGCGCCAAACUCCUCAGGGUCAACUCCUCAUGGGACCGACUGAGGAGGCAAACAGGAGUGAGGUUGCGGGGGCAGUGAGAGACAGAGCCAGGUGUAAGGAGGAGGUUCUGUCCGAGGCCACUGCCUUUGUGAGACAGAAUGGAGGGGAUGCUGGUGACCAGUUCCUGGUUCUGGCUCACUGCAGGAUCCAGUUUGGUAAACACCAGGGCCAGAGGUUCCUGUGGCUGCUGGAGAACUCACUGGGGUAUGCAGUGUAUCUGGUGUGCAGCAGUAUGGGGGAAGAGGAGAGGGACAACCCGCUGUCAGCCAGUAAGCACCUCUUCCUCAGCUACACCUCUCGGAUCAGGGAGGUGGGGGAGGCUGUGGAGGUGUACCAGAAAAAACAGGCAAUGCGGCAGGAGGCCCAGAGGACUGGGGACACUGGAUGUCUGAUGAUUGAGUUUGGUGACUUCAAGGGCAGGUCCAUGAAGGAGGUGUAUGAAGACCCAAGCAAGGAGGCUCAGGCUCUCAUUUCCUACCUGAAGAAGGCAAAGGCCAGGCCCAACACCAACAUGGCCCUCUUCCAGGCAUACGUGCUGAAGAGACAGGCUCCAGCUCAAUGUCCCCACCACUGCUGCCUCUGCUCCACCUGCUGCCACUCAGAGCAGGCAACCGCUGGCUGCCUCUGUGAAGGCCCUGUUGGCUCAUGGGACACAUCUGUCUGCUUCACAGCUGGCAAAGAAGCUAAUGAGUCCAGCCAAACCCUGUAA